AUGAGUAGAAGACUAUCUGCAUCUGAAAAAGGGAAAGGUUCGGUGUUACCUGCUGAACCUCCAAGAUCUGCGAGGGUAAAGGUUCCACACUUUGACCCCUCCGAGCUGGUCCACAAUCAUGCUCUAAUGUUAGUAGGAAGAAUUACUAACCCAAAGAUCCAGAAGAUGUGGGCUCUGUUACCAUUUCUUGCUGACCACUGGAAGGUAGCAACGAGACCUGUGGGUGCUGACCUGGGGCAGGGAAAGUUUCAGUACCAGUUUCAGUAA
Arabis nemorensis is the source of this 267-nucleotide messenger RNA. The record is from the annotation of a GenBank genome assembly. Lineage: Eukaryota; Viridiplantae; Streptophyta; Magnoliopsida; Brassicales; Brassicaceae.